UUUUAAAAAUUAUGGGGGGAUAUUAAAUUCUAUAUGGCUUCUUAUAAGAAGAUUGAAAAGAGGAAAAUGGAAUGAAAAAAAAUUAAAAAAAAAUGAGGAAGGAAGCACUGCAAAAAUAUAUAGAAAAGAAUAUUUCCGGUGUUCACUUAAAUUAAAUGAGCAUUUUAAAAAUAUAACAUGGCUAUUAUAUUUUUUAUUAAAAAAUAAAGGGUCCCAGUUAUCUCUGCAAAAAUUAUUUUUGAAUCAAAUUGCAAAAAAUAAAUUCAGAAAAGAAAAAAAACUGUUUGGUUAGCAUGAGAAGACUAAAGAAUAAACAAGAAAAGCUACAUAAGGGUCCGGUAAUUUUAAACAAAAGGGUCAUAGUUCAAGUAAGACUGAAGGUCCUCGGUAAUUCUGAACAAAAAAGAAGGUCACUGGGUAAUAGUGAUGUUUGGAAGUUAAAAAAAGCCGAGAGUCUGGACCGAGAAUUAAACUCGAGACUGAGACCGAGAGCUCAAAAAGCCCGAGAAAUUUCCCAAGUCGGGAACCGAGACCGAGUCUCGAAUAUCACUAGUGUUGAGCUCCGGAGACUUGUCAGAUCUUGCACUAGUUAGUACCUAAGUCAGUACCUAGGCAGUACCAGUCAGUACCUAGUCAGUACCCAUCUCAAUUUUCUAUACUGCACAAAUCUUUAAAAGAAAAAAUUAUUUCAAGUGGUUCCAGUGUAAUGGGUGGGGGUGCCAGCAGAUACAGGUCCACAAACAAGGCUCUCGCCGGAUAUUUUUCUUCUAUACCAGCAGAUACAAUUAUAACAUUAAGCCCCUAUCAAUCGCCAGGCAUUGCUCUC
Messenger RNA from Meloidogyne enterolobii, 826 nucleotides. Lineage: Eukaryota; Metazoa; Nematoda; Chromadorea; Rhabditida; Meloidogynidae. The record is from the annotation of a GenBank genome assembly.